CCAGCUACUCUCAGUGAUUUACUACUACAACCUACCACACUGUCCCUGUUCACUGAAUAACUCCAGCAGCUUCUGCAGCAGAGUCCAACUUCUCCAUCAUCUCUAAAGGUUCAAGGAGAGUUAUUUUGUAAAAAUAGCAGAAUUGGAAGAGAGAGAGCCAGUGUUAGAGGAAGUGUGUCAGAGGAAGUCAUCAUGUCUCUAGAAGUGAAGGAGAAGACUGAGGUGCGUCUGGUGUUCCUGGGGGCGGCUGGGGUGGGAAAGACGGCCCUGAUCAGCCGCUUCCUCCAGGACACAUUCGAACCCAAGCACCGGCGCACCGUGGAGGAACUGCACAGCAAGGAGUUCGACAUCGGAGGGGCCAAGGUCACCAUCCACAUCAUGGACACCAGCGGCAGCUACUCCUUCCCAGCCAUGAGGAAGCUCUGCAUUCAGAACAGCGACGCGUUCGCCCUUGUGUACGCCAUCAAUGACCCGGACUCCCUGGAGGUUGUCAAGAGCCUGCGAGAUGAGAUCCUGGCGGUCAAAGAAGACAAAUUCACACCCAUCGUGGUGGUCGGCAACAAGACGGACCGGCAUGGCGAGAGGACGGUGUCCAGCGAAGACGUGCUGUCCACUGUGGAGCUGGACUGGAACAACAGCUUCUUGGAGACGUCUGCCAAGGAGAACAACAACGUACUGGAGGUGUUCAGGGAGCUGCUGCAACAAGCCAACCUGCCCAGCCGGCUGAGCCCCGCACUGAGACGACGCAGGGAGACCUUCCCCAAAGACGGCAACAAACGGCCCCCCAUGAACAAGACCAACAGCUGUCUCAUUUCCUAAGGCAGAGGGGCUGGAGGGGUCUGACAGACAGACAGGGGACAGAGAGGCUGAGGAUGGGGACCCGAAGCUGGGUCAGUGUUACAGACAAACACAGUGGUGUUGAAUGUGCUACUACUGCUGCUGCUAUAGACCGUGCUGCUGAGUUGGAGUCUGACGGCUUCAAUUCCCUGUAAGCCUCCUCAUCUAACCAUCCUAAGUAUCUCCACCACACCAUUUCCACUGAAGUAGAGGAAAGGAACACUGACUGUUAAAGGGGAAGCAGAACUAAUGACGUCACACAGGUGCGGGACAUUGAUAAAGCUGAAACUAAAUGAAAAAAGUGCACUGAAUGUCCUGAAUGUGGUGGUGUCAUUGUUAAAAAUAUACUGUGACAGUGCAAAAGUGGCAAUGAGCUUACUUUGUCAAGUUUUCAAUCUAUGUCCUACUAUGUUACUGUUGUGUUUGCCUUUUGUAAGUGUCGACGGUGUUCACUUGCAAUAACUGUGACGAUAGACAGUUGUGACUAAUUGGGAAAAGGCUGAAUUUGGACAAUGUGUCAUGAGAGCUUUUUUAUUCAUCAAGUGAAGUUUCUUUGCGAUAAAUCUUUAGUUUGCUUGUCAUGGCAACAAAGCAUAGUUUGUUCUGAAUCAACUCUGGUUGCGUUCCUCAUUCUAUAAUACCAAUUUGUUGUUUGGCAAUAUUCAUAUGCACUUAGGAGUUAUUUUGCACAGAUAUCAUUAUUUAUUAAACAAUGUACAAAAUGUGUUCAAAUAUAAAUUGAGUGUAUUGUUUUUCUAUUAAUAUUUGAAGUACAUGUUGAUGAUUAAAUCAUGUUUAUUCACCAAAACAGUAUAACAAAUACAUUAUGGCUUUAUUACUUGUUGUAUAUAUAUAUUGUCUAUUCAUGAUAAAUAAAAUAUUAUUA
Molecule: messenger RNA, 1723 nt
Organism: Oncorhynchus tshawytscha (Chinook salmon)
Lineage: Eukaryota; Metazoa; Chordata; Actinopteri; Salmoniformes; Salmonidae
Product: ras-related protein Rap-2a-like
Exons: 1
Coding region: 193-819 (208 amino acids)
Molecular function (GO): GTPase activity; GTP binding
Source: RefSeq, a predicted model, not a curated record